Molecule: messenger RNA, 1047 nt
Organism: Caenorhabditis bovis
Lineage: Eukaryota; Metazoa; Nematoda; Chromadorea; Rhabditida; Rhabditidae
Source: the annotation of a GenBank genome assembly
AUGUCAGUGACGUCAGCGACAUCGGGAGCCUUGGUGUUCUCCGGCGCCACCCUUUUGGUGUCACUAUUCGCCGCCGCCAGCAUUUACGCGCAAGUUUCCUCAAUCUGGAAUGAGCUUGAUGCCGAAAUUGCCAAUUUCCGGUCAUUGACCGAAGACAUGUGGGUUGACAUGGUGAAAUUGGGAGCUGGAAGCGCGUCGAACCGUGUUCGCCGUCAGCAAUAUGGCGGCUAUGGCGCCAGUGGUGUUCAGCCACCAGCGCCAUCUGGUGGCGGAUAUGGAGGCUAUGGUGCCAGCGGACCAGCGCCACCAGAUCACGGACCAGAGCCAAACGGCGGAAAUCAGCCAAGAUUCCCAGGUGGUGGACCUGGACCAUUCCCAGAUGGUCCGUUCCCUGGACCAACACCGAAUGGUGGCAACAAGUGCCAGUGCACAGUUGAGAACACUUGCCCACCAGGACCCGCCGGACCUGAAGGAGAAGCUGGACCAGACGGACAAGAUGGAUUGGAUGGAGUGCCAGGAUUCGAUGGAAAGGACGCUGAAGACGUUCAGAACACCCCUCCAACUGGAUGCUUCACCUGCCCACAGGGAGCCCCAGGUCCACAAGGACCACCAGGACCAAUUGGACUUCGCGGCAUGCGCGGAGCACGCGGACAGUCUGGACGUCCAGGACGCGACGGAAACCCAGGAAUGCCAGGAGACUGCGGACCACCAGGACCACCAGGACCUGACGGAACCCCAGGAACACCGGGAAGCAAAGGAGACGACGGCGAGAAGGCGAUUGAUCGACAAGGGCCACGCGGACCACCAGGAGAGCCAGGACCAGAGGGACCAGCUGGACCAAAUGGACGCGACGCCUAUCCAGGAACUACCGGACCACCAGGAGAGCCAGGAGUCCAAGGAUACGGAGGAGCUGCCGGAUCUGAUGGACCGGAAGGACCAGAAGGACCACCAGGAGCUCCAGGCAAAGACGCCGAAUACUGCAAGUGCCCAACGAGAGAAGGUGAUGCUGGAAGACCUCACAGAAGACAUAGAAAAUUCCAUUUGUAA